GGAAUAUCAUUCACUGUCUCUGGGUGACAUGGCUGAUGAAAGCUCAGUACUUCCCCUACUCAAAUAACAUCUCCUAUUUGCUUUUUCAUGUGCACUUGUUUCAUUAGGGCUCUUAAAGAAUGUACAGAAGACUAAAGAAUAGUGUACACAUAGCAGAUGUGAUGGUUUUCCAAUGAUUAUUAUUCACCACAGAUCUGUCCUGAUUUCAAAGGACUCAUACAAAGUUCACUGCAAUUGUUGCACUGCUCUAAAGACUCCUGAUUAUGCACUAAAAAAUUGAUAUUUUGGAUUCAAGGCAAGAAGUGGAGAAAGGAUUUUUUCCCCCACUUAGUCUAGAGAUUUUCAUUUUUUUUAUUUUUCUAAAUCAGCAUUUCAGCAUUUUUGACUAACAUCUUAAGGACUGAUGAUCGGGCUAAGGAGUUUGCUAACACUCUUUUUCAUCAUCUGGUGUCUUGUACUGCAUCAGUCUGCUACAGAAAUCUGUGGCACCAUGGACAUUCGAAAUGAUGUUUCAGAGUUGCAUCAAUUAGAGAAUUGCUCUGUAAUUGAGGGAAAUCUUCAGAUCCUGCUUAUUUCCACCACUCAAGGUGAAGACUUCCGAGGGCUCAGUUUCCCAAGGCUGGUCAUGAUCACCGACUUUCUGCUACUUUUUCGUGUCUAUGGACUGGAGAGCUUGAGAGACCUUUUCCCAAACCUCUCCGUCAUCCGUGGCAAUCAGCUCUUUUUUAACUAUGCACUAGUCAUUUUUGAAAUGCCUCAUCUACGAAUGAUAGGGUUGCACAGCCUGACAAGGAUAAUGAGAGGGGCUGUUAGAAUUGAGAAAAACCAGGAGCUCUGUCAUCUUUCCACUGUUGACUGGACAUUGCUGAUGGAUUCAACGGAGAACAACCACAUAGUAGGCAACAAGCUUCAAGUAGAGUGUGCUGAUGUGUGUCCUGGUAUCCUAGAUGAGGAAAAGACCUGUGUGAAGACUGAUGUCAAUGGGCAUAAAGACUACCGGUGCUGGACCUCCACCUACUGCCAGAAAGUUUGUUCCUGUGGGGGUCAAGGAUGCACAGCAAAUGGAGAAUGCUGUCACCGGGAAUGCAUUGGUGGAUGUUCCCUUCCUAAUGACAACCGAGCCUGUGUAGCCUGCCGCAAUUUCCUAUACAAUGGACGCUGCCUUCCUUCCUGUCCAGCCCGCACAUAUGGUUAUGCAACGUGGCGCUGUGUGACUGCAGAUUAUUGUGCCAGUCUACGCAAAGUAUCUGAGGAUCCACACAAGGCAUCGAAGUUUGUUAUCCACAAUGGAGAGUGCAUGUCAGAGUGCCCUGCGGGAUUUACUCGGAAUGAAAGCAGCCUCUUCUGCCAUGAAUGUGAGGGCUUGUGCCCCAAAGAGUGUAAAAUUGGCACCCUGACCAUUGACACCAGUCAAGCAGCACAGGAGUUAAAAGGCUGCACCCACGUAGAGGGCAAUCUCAUUCUCAACAUUCGCAAAGGUAAUAAUCUGGCAUCAGAACUGGAAGCCAGCCUUGGAAAUAUUGAAACCAUCACAGGGUUUCUUAAAAUCAAGCACUCGUUUGCUCUUGUGUCAUUGUCAUUCUUCAGAAGUCUGCGGCUAAUUCGUGGAGACUCUAUGGUUGAUGGCAAUUAUACCCUUUAUGUGCUGGAUAAUCAAAAUCUAAUGCAGCUAUGGGACUGGGACCAUCACACUCUAUCAAUUCCAGUAGGCAAAAUGUACUUUGCUUUCAAUCCUAAACUGUGUCUGAGCCAAAUCUAUGAAAUGGAGAAAAUUACGGGCACCCAAGGACGUCAGAACAAAGCGGAAAUAAAUCCUCGCACAAAUGGAGACCGUGCCUCCUGUAAGAGUAGAACACUGCGCUUCAUUUCCAAUGUGACAGAGUCAACCAAGAUCUUUAUAAAAUGGGAACGUUACCAGCCUUUGGGCCUCCGGGAUUUAAGCAGCUUCAUAGUUUAUUAUCGGGAAUCACCAUUUCAGAAUGUGACAGAGUGGGUUGGUCAAGAAGCCUGUGGUUCUAACAGCUGGAACAUGGUAGAUGUUGACCUUCCAUUGCACAAAGACCAAGAUCCAGGAGUAGAGCUGACUAAACUAAAACCAUGGACACAAUACGCCAUUUUUGUCCGCGCCAUUACCCUCAGCACAGCUGAUGAAGAAAACAAUCAUGGAGCUAAGAGCAAUGUCAUCUACAUAAGAACACGUCCUGCUGCUCCAACAGUGCCUCUUAAUGUGCUCUCAAUGUCAAACAGUUCUACCCAGCUGGUAGUUCGCUGGAAACCACCGAAUCAUCGCAACGGUAACAUUACCUAUUACCUGGUACGCUGGCAGAGACAGGAAGAAGAUGAAGAGCUAUACAUAAGUAACUACUGCAACAAAGGACUCAAGCUGCCAACUACCAAUGCAGACACCACCUUUGAAGAUGAUGAUGACGAUUCCAAUCAGGAUGGAGAGGACAAGUGCUGUCAAUGUCCAAAAACAGAAAGCGAGCUUGCAAUGGCAGCAGAGGAAAUAUCUUUCCAAAAGAAAUUUGAGAAUUUUUUGCACAACUCCAUAUUUAUGCCAAAGUCUUGGAAAGUAGAGUCAGUAAUUAAGAAUUCACUAAGAGUACCCUGUGGACCAAGACGUGCAGGGGUUGCAGGACCUUACAGUUGUUCCUAUUCCGGACACGGCAAACAGCUGAAGAAACGACGGGACACAAUAUGGGUCGCAAACAUGACUGUGGCCAGCAGAAAUGAUACUUCCAUAGAUGGACUUAACGUGACAGUGGAAAAUCAGAGCACUGUGAAUCAUACCAGUUCUAGCUCCAAACCAGAAGAUAAUGAGUACCCCAUUCAAGAAGAUAAAGUAUUUAUGCGUGAGCGCACUGUCAUUUCCAAUCUUCAUCACUUCACUUUUUAUCGAAUUGACAUCCAUGCUUGUAAUCAUGCGGCUCAUAUGGUGGGCUGCAGUGCUGCUACUUUCGUCUUCACUCGAACCAUGCCUGAAUUAUAUGCAGAUAACAUUCCUGGCAAGGUGACUUGGGAGCCGGUGGGUAAGAAUGUUAUCUUGUUAAAGUGGGAAGAGCCUCCCAGACCCAAUGGACUGAUUCUCAAGUACCAGAUAAGAUACACAAAGCUCAAGAAAGACCAGGAUGAGGAGUUUGAAGCAGAGGAAUGUGUCCCUAGAAAAAUGUAUGAGAAAUUCAAAGGUUAUCAAAUCAGGAGACUGCAGGCAGGCAACUAUAGUGCCAUUGUUAGAGCAACGUCACUUUAUGGAAACGGUUCUUGGACUGAACCAGUGAACUUCUAUAUACCUGGAUCAGAGGAAGAUGUUUCAUUCACCACCUUUCUUCUAAUGCCUGUGGUUGUCAUUGUACUCAUUACACUGACAGUGAUCUUUAUGUACCUCUACUAUAAAAAAAGAAACAAUCUACUUCAUAUCCUAUAUACAUCAGUCAACCCAGAAUACUUCAGUGCUUCUUAUGUGUACAAGCCAGAUGAGUGGGAGGUGGUCCGUGAAAACAUUACCAUUGUCCGAGAGCUGGGCCAGGGGUCCUUUGGCAUGGUGUAUGAAGGAUUAUUGAGAGGCCCCAGUGGAGAUCAUGAUGUCCGGCGUGUCGCUCUCAAGACUGUCAGUGAAUCAACCGGCAUUAGGCAACGCAUUGAAUUCUUGCGAGAGGCUUCUGUAAUGAAGGGAUUCAGCUGUCACCAUGUGGUUCGUUUACUAGGUGUAGUUUCAAAGAGCCAGCCUGCCUUAGUAAUAAUGGAACUAAUGACACGUGGUGAUCUUAAAAGCUACCUGCGUUCCCUGCGUCCAUCAUCUGAGAAUAACCCUGGUAAUCCUCCUCCUCCUUCACUAAAGCAAAUGUUACAGAUGACUGGGGAAAUCGCAGAUGGUAUGGCUUAUUUAAAUGACAAAAAGUUUGUGCAUCGUGACCUGGCUGCACGUAACUGCAUGGUGUCAGAAGAGUUCACCGUCAAAAUUGGAGACUUUGGAAUGACCCGGGAUGUUUAUGAAACUGACUAUUAUCGUAAAGGGGGGAAAGGUCUUCUACCAGUAAGAUGGAUGUCACCAGAAGCUCUGAAAGAUGGAAUCUUCACCACUUAUGCAGAUGUCUGGUCUUUUGGUGUGGUAUUAUGGGAGAUUGCCACAUUGGCAGAACAGCCUUAUCAAGGCAUGUCCAAUGAGCAGGUUCUUCAUUAUGUCACACGUAAUGGUAUCCUGGAGAAGCCAGAUAACUGCCCAGAGAAAUUAAAUUAUCUAAUGAGAUGGUGCUGGCAGCAGAAUCCUAAAAACAGACCAUCCUUCCUGGAAAUUCUGGAGAGCAUCAAAGAUGAACUGGAUCCUUCUUUCCACACCGUUUCCUUUUUUUACAGUAGAAAUACGAAACAGGAGGUCACAAAACCUGCUGAGAGAAAAAUAAAAGGCACUUCUGUGUUGGACUUGGUCAGCAAUCCACUUCUUCCAACUCAAAAAAUGAAGAAUGGCAGUGCAACAGCCUUGCCACUGACGGAUAAAGCAAACCGCUACAUUCAUUGUAAUGGCACAGAGAGUGACAAAACCUUUCAGACAUCCAGAUACUUGUGAAUUCUUCUCUAAUGAGUGGCUUGUAAAAUCUAUCGUUAGCUAUACAGUUGUGAAGAAAUAUGAUUCUUUCUUUAAGGAUUUCUAUUAAAAUAGUUUUAAACUAACUUGAACUACUGGAUGAAAAAAAUCCUAAUUUCACUGUUAGCCAAUAUACAGGAUAAAAAAGAAUAUCCAUAAACUAUAUGUAAACUGAAAUAGGAGCGAGCUGUAUGUAUAAUUAUGCAAUCUGAAGGAGGAAGUUAAUUAGCUUCAAUUAUCCGGUGCAGUUUUUGUUUAUUAUUACUUGUUGAUGCUUUGUAAAGGUGUUUAACUGUAUUGUAGUGGUAAUUCAAACAAUUACUGUAUGUGCUUAAACUGCAACAUUGUUUUAGAGGACAUUAUUAUUGAAUAAAUACAAAGCUAUAUAAAUGCAUAAGUAUGAGAUGGCAUUAAAAAUAACAUAUGCAGCAACGGUAUGUUCUCAUACAUCUUUAGGAAAUUCGUUCUGUGUCUUUUGUAUUGUCAAAUUGUGAAACUGCAUCCUAGAUGUCCACAUCUCAGUGCUGCUCAAGAGAUAAAGCCUAUCCUGGUAGCAUCAGCCACAUUUGGCUGCAAACCUGAACAAAGAUGCCCAGUCGUUAUCACAAGAGUCACUCACUCAGACAGGGGCAAUUUAGAGUCAACUCUCAACCAAACCUACAUGCCCAUUGGAUUUGGUGUGAAACUGGAAUAAUUAGGUAGCAAAGACACUUGGAGAGAAGAUAAACCUGCAGACCACACUAGUCGAUGAAUGGUGCAGGAUUUCAACCCAGCAGUCUGUAGCAGUGAGACAGCAGUGGAGAACCUCCCUCCUUCCCCUACUUGAACAUACAGAGCUACAGAUGAACACAACCCAUUCUGUUGUUCAUUCCUAUCAUCCAUUGGCCUAUUGCAGAAAUCAACAGUCAACAUUUACUCCUUUCAGUCACUGUUGAUUUCCAGCAGCAGCCUGUUUUGAUGACUGCAGUUUAUUAUUCAUUAACACAUAAAGUCUUGAACUCUACAGUUGGCACUUAAUAUGUUAAACAAUAAAAUAACAGAAAAAGUCAAAGACUCCACUGUAUGAAAAUGAACUAGCAGUGUAUAAGCUCAUCUGGGCUGAUACAAAAAAAAACAUACAUGGAAAUGUUGGACACCAUUCAUUGUUUGCCUUGUACAUCUUAGAAAUGUGCACAUUUGGUAAGUUGGCAGCUCUAAUUUGAGGAUCCAAGAAAAAGCGAGUGUGCAAUAUGAUGUCUUGAUUUCCAUUCCUGUGUCUGGUGACAAUGGGAUUGAUUACAGACCCUAAAGAGCUGAGAAUCAACGUUUCAAGAAGGUUCAGCAAUUGGAUGGUAAGUGCAGCCAUUAGGCUGAGAAAAAUACACAUGAAAAGCUCAAUAGCCAAUAAGUUUAUCUUGGAUGUACCUGCAUGUGGUGAAGCAGAUGACUGAAUAAAGCAAUUUCUAUAAUUUAAUGAUCCUGCCAGUGUAGUUAAGCUUAAGGUUUUGUGAGCAUAAUGUCUACAUACUAAAUGGGGAUGCAACCUUGAGAGAGCCACACAUUUGAUUAAGGCUGUGAAAAUGGGGCCAAAUGUUGCUUAGGAAAAAAGAAAGUGCCUCCUGGUGCCUCAUUCUGCUGUGUUGCUUAAUAUAAUAAUCUUACAGGAUACAUUUGUACUAGUUUAUAUUAUGUAUUGUUGGGUUUAACAAUUAUUGUCAAAUAUAUCUUUGCAUGUAUUAUCUGGAAAACUAAUAUGCAAAUGUAAAUGUGUCACUUACAAACUGGAACCUUAGAGUAAUACUGAAAAUAUAAUUAAUAGUGUAGGAAGACAACCUUGCAUUAAUAAACUUGCAGUUUUGAAACCCA
Messenger RNA from Polypterus senegalus (gray bichir), 6427 nucleotides. RefSeq names its product insulin receptor-related protein-like. Bases 404 to 4564 code for a protein of 1386 amino acids. Gene Ontology annotation, molecular function: ATP binding; phosphatidylinositol 3-kinase binding; insulin receptor substrate binding. Gene Ontology annotation, cellular component: membrane; axon; insulin receptor complex. The transcript is spliced from 22 exons. NCBI's taxonomy places the organism in Eukaryota, Metazoa, Chordata, Cladistia, Polypteriformes, Polypteridae. The record is from RefSeq and is a predicted model, not a curated record. Gene Ontology annotation, biological process: positive regulation of MAPK cascade; positive regulation of kinase activity; regulation of JNK cascade.